AUGUGUAGAAAGGAGCUGUCAGUUGCUCAAUGUGAGCAAAUUAUUGGUGCAUAUAUUAGUGGCAUUAAACAAAAAGUUAUUUCUGCUCAGUUCAAUAUUCCUACCAGUUCUGCAACACCUGAAAAAAUGUCCUGGUCAUUCAAAACUGCUCACUCAAUGUGA
Entrophospora sp. SA101 is the source of this 162-nucleotide messenger RNA. NCBI's taxonomy places the organism in Eukaryota, Fungi, Glomeromycota, Glomeromycetes, Entrophosporales, Entrophosporaceae. The record is from the annotation of a GenBank genome assembly.